CCCCCUGCCUCCUCCCCCGCAGACCAAGAACCAGAAGCGGGCGCGGGCGGCCGCCCAGCAGCGGGCCCAGGAGCAGUUCGCCUCCGUUCCUCACUCCUUCGUCUUCCACCGCGGGCGCGUGGGCCGGAGCCUGCAGCAGCUCAUCCUGGAUGUGCGGCGGGUGAUGGAGCCGUUUACAGCCAGCACCCUGCAGGUACGGAAGAAGAACUCGCUGAAGGAUUUUGUGGCGGUGGCGGGGCCCCUGGGCGUGACGCACUUCCUGGUCUUCACCAAAUCCCCCACCAACGUCAACUUUAAACUCGUCCGUCUCCCGGGAGGCCCAACACUGACCUUCAAAGUCACACAGUACUCGCUCAUCAAGGACGUGGUGUCCUCCCUGAAGCGCCACCGCAUGCACGAGCAGCAGUUCACACACCACCCGCUGCUGGUGCUCAACAACUUUGGCCUGCAGCAGAUGCACAUCAAGCUGAUGGCCACCAUGUUCCAGAACAUGUUCCCCUCCAUCAACGUGCACAAGGUCAACCUCAACGCCAUCAAGAGGUGCCUGCUGAUCAGCUACAACUCGGACUCCCAGCUUCUGGACUUCCGGCACUACAGCCUGAAGGUGGUGCCUGUGGGGGCAAGCAAAGGCCUCAAGAAGCUGCUGCAGGAGAAAUUCCCCAACAUGAGCCGGCUGGAGGACAUCAGUGAGCUGCUGGCCAAGGAUAUUAACCUGUCGGAGAGCGAGGCCGAACAGGACGGGACCCACAAUAUCCUGGAGCUGCCCCAGGCAUACGCGGGCCGGGGGAACAUGAAGGCCCAGCAGAGCGCUGUGCGUCUCACCGAGAUCGGGCCCCGAAUGACCCUGCAGCUCAUCAAGGUGGAGGAAGGGUUGAACCAGGGCAACGUACUCUACCACAGCUUCAUUCUCAAGACGGAGGAGGAGCUCCGGGCGGCCCUGGCCAGGAAGGAGGAGCGGCUGCGGCUGAAGGCAGAGCGGCGCCGCAGGCAGGAGGCCGACGUGCAGCGCAAGAAGGAGCAGCGGGAGGCCCACAGGAAGCAGAGCCUGGCCGGGAUCAGGAGGAAGCAGCAGCAGGGGGAGGAUGGUGACAGUGGAGCCGAGGAUCCUGGGAUGCCGGCGGACCAGGACCUGGCCAACCAAUCAGACGACGACGCAGAAUAUUACCGGCAGGAAGUGGGCGAGGAGCCCGACGCAGAUCUGUUCCCCAAAAGCACCAAGAGGAAACACGGGCCCCUGCGCUCCCCCCAGCCCAGCAAGAGACUCAGAACCAGCCAGCCGGGGGAGCAGCCUGCCAGCCGCAAGGCGAAGCACAGGAGACCCCCUGGCCAGAUGCAGCGGGGCGGGCGCAGCCCCAGGCAGCAGAGGGAGCUUGGGAACUCUCAGAGGCCUGGCCAGCAGAAGGACCCACGGAGCCCUAAGGGCCGCGGGCAGCAGCGAGGAGCACGGAGUCCAAAGCCGAAAGGACCCAGGCAUCCGGGGCAGCAGGGAACCAAGCGAGGUCCUAGGCUCAAAGGACCGGGGAAGCCAGGGCUGCGGAGGAAGCAGGCAGCCCGGGGGCAGGGGGGGCGCCAGAGGCCCCGGGCCCCCAAGAAGGGGCAGCACUACCAGGCCCUCCCACCACCCUCGGGCUGGGGGGGAAGGGGUGGAGCAGCGUCUUCAGGCUGCAGCCAGCUGCCAGCAGGAAGGAACACCCUGCUACUGCUUCCCUCUCCAGCCUGCGGCGGGUCCUGCUGCCCCCGGGCGCAGCGCAGUGCCAGGAUGAGUGCUACAGGUGCGGAGGGGCCGGGGGCCUGCAAUGUUUCCUUCAGUAAGUUCCAGGAGCACAUGUGGCCAGCGGUGACGGUGGAGUUCUUCCUGGCCUUCGCCGGCAACGCCUUCGCCAUCUACCGCUUCGUGGCGCGUGAGCGCACCUGGCACACGGGCAUCGUGUAUUCCUUCAACCUGGCCGUCAGCGACCUGCUCUACGCCCUCUCCCUGCCCUUCCUGGCCGCCUACUACUACCCGCCCAAGCACUGGCGCUACGGCCUGGCCCUCUGCAAGCUCGAGCGCUUCCUCUUCAGCUGCAACCUGUACGGCAGCAUCUUCUUUCUCACCUGCAUCAGCCUGAACCGCUACCUGGGCAUCGUGCACCCGCUGCUGGUGCACGGCCGGCUGGAGCCGCGCCACGCCAAGCUGCUGAGCGGCGCCGGCUGGCUGCUGGUGGCCGGCCUCUCCACCCCCACCCUGCACUUCUCGGAGCUGCAGCCCAGGGGGAACUGCACCGAGUGCCUGGGCAGCGCCACGGACGAGCAACUGCCCCACUACCUGCCCUACAGCCUCUUCCUGGCGGCCUUCGGCUGCGGGCUGCCCUUCCUGCUCACGCUCUUCUCCUACGCGGCCAUCCUCCGCACCGUCUGCCGCAACCCCCACAUCACGUGGCUGGAGAAGCGCAAGGUGGGGAGGCUGGUGAGCGUGGGGGUGGCCCUCUACGCUGUCUCCUACCUGCCCUACCACACCCUGCGCAACCUCAACCUGCACCUGCGGCAGCAGUGUCUGCUGGGCAAGGCGCCGCACUACCAGCACGCGCUGUUCGUCCACUCCGCCUACCAGCUCAGCAAAAUCCUGGUCACCCUCAACAUCUGCGCCCACCCGCUGCUCUACGGCGCCCUGGCCGACAGCAUGCGGGGCUGGUGCAGGGCCCCCCGCGGGCAGGACAGGGGCCAGCCCUCAGAGAACACGGAGCUCAAGGCCUGUGGCUGACACCGGGGAUGGAACCAGCCUCUUCCACCCCCCCGCCCCCACUUUGUGCUGCCAGCACACAGGACUGGCUCUCCCCCCCGCAGCCCAGGCCAGACCACACAGGGGGUAACAGCAGCUGCUCCGGCUGCCUGCCCCAAACUCUGGGGGGCAGCUCCUCCCUCCUCAGCUAGACGCCAACCCCCCUCUGAGCCCCUCAGCGAGUGGGGCUUGUGACACCCCCGUUACCGCAGCGGGGGCUGGGCUCCUGCGAGAUCGGCCAUUAAAGCAGAGUCAGCCGG
Molecule: messenger RNA, 3018 nt
Organism: Chrysemys picta bellii (western painted turtle)
Lineage: Eukaryota; Metazoa; Chordata; Testudines; Emydidae
Source: RefSeq, a predicted model, not a curated record